GAUAGUUUUAAAGAUUACUGGGAUGUGUUGCCAAAUAAAUCAACUGAAAUUGAAAAGGAGUUGAAACAAUUUUUAUCAAAUGCAAGACUACAGACACAAGUGAAUGGUUUUAUUUCAGAUAUUCAAUCUGACUCAUUAUUGACGGACGAUGUUAUCCGAUUUUUACGAUAUAGCCUGAACGAUCAUCCAUAUCCUGGCUUUAAUCUUGUCAAUAUCAUAAAGGAUGACGCACCAUACGAAAAAAUUUUUGACGAAAUGGAAUAUUAUACAGUUUCUACUGGUGUCGAAAAUGUGUCGGAAAGCAGGGAAUAUGAAAAGGUUUAUUGUGUGUUAGCGAAUCUCAGUCUUGUUCCAGAAUUCUACGAACGACUUUGUUUGCAAGUUUUACCUGUACUAAAUGAAGCGAAUAUUUGUGAAACUGCUGUCGUAUAUUCGAUGCUUUCCCGCAAAGAUGACCUCUUAGAUCGAUUCUUGGAGUACCAACAGAAACUAAAACUUUGCGACAACCCAAAGAUAUAUAUGUUCAAUCACCUGACGUUAAAUAGUCAAAAUGUUUUGCACGAAUUUAUGACUUUGAAAGAUCACAAAUCGUAUCAGCAUCACGAUCAUGAACUGAGUCAAUAUGCAAGAGUGAUUAAAUUAAUAGAUGCUUUUAAUAGUCAAACAGAAGAAGAUAUAGACCUGAAGAGUUUUUUAAAUUGGAUAGAGCCUUUGCUACAAGAGAUAGACGAUCCAAAGAAAAAUAAAAUGAUCAAGCUAUAUUUGCUCGAAAUGAAACGGGAACAAUUGCUCAUAAAAUUUUUGCAAAAUAAUUCUUCGGUGAAACUUGUUAACGUUUUCCAUAUUAGUAGACAACGUAAAAUUUUAUAUGAACUGCUCGAUAACGUUAAUAUUUCUUACAAGAUGUAUGAAAGACUGAAGCCAAUCGUUAUAUCCCAUCAUAAUUUAAUGAGUCUAAUGCUAGAAGAAUACAAUCCGUUCCAAAUAGUGCCAAAAAAGGAUGAGCUGGAAUUCUUUUCUAUCAUAUUGUGUACAAAAAUUCAAUUGGAUUUGAUGUUGCUAGACGAAAGCCAAGAAAACUAUCAACAAGUGCUGGACAAAAAUAUCACUCAAAUUAAGGAAAUAUCAAAGAAUAUCAAAGAGAUGAGUAAACAGUUGAGAUUUUGCGAAAUUCUGUUUGCCACGCUCUUUGUAAGGUUUGAAGAUUUAAUUGAAAAUCCACUGCAAAGCCAAUUGAUUUGUUUCAAUCGAGAAACAAUAGUUGAGUCAUCAAAUUUUGAACAAAAAUAUCAAAUCAAAAAAUCUAAUCGACAGUCAAUCAAUACCGAAUUUAUGGCAUGCGAGUCAUUCAUACGGGCAAUCCUGAACUUUAUUAAAGUAUAUUUAUUGCGGAUCAAGCGAUCUCAUGCAUAUAUUGAAGAGACCGAAGCCAAUAUAAAUUGGCAUAUGAAAAUUCUCGACAAUACUAAUGAUGCGUUAUAUCGUCUUUCAAUUAUUACCAAGUGUAUAUCGCAGUUCAUUGGAGGAAGUUUUCGAAUACACACAAUUCACUUAGAUUCUCUAAUUAAGCCACACCAGAUAAUAAAUGAACACGAUCUUAGUACGGAUGAAGAAGAAAUAGGAUAUAAAUUCCACGUCUCACGAAGACGCAUAAAGAGAUUACGCAAAAGCAAGGUCAGCGUUGAUUCCGAAAGAACUUCAUAUUCAACCACAAAUGGAUCUGAAAAUGUAUUGCUCGACAUGAAAUGUUCUUACUCAUCGGAACGAGGACGACCUCGUAAAAUGUUAAACAAAAUGCUAUCGAAUCCCGAUACACUUGCAACUUUGUGUGCGAUUCGGGGGGAUACGAUUGAAUUGAAAAAUGUUAUAAAAAAAUACGAUCUUUUUGGAACGCCAGCAGAUCACUAUGUUUGUUAUAUGGAAAAAUUUGAGGAACAAAAGCUCAUCAUAUCAAACGCUCUCAAAAACAAAAAUAUGGAUUUUCAAAACAAUUAUGAAAAUGAAUUCGAAGCCUCAAAAAUCGUGACAUUCGGUUCAGCAGCACCGAUUGUCCAACGUCAAGAAGAACUUGAUAUAUUAGAAAAGCACAAGUCCACAUACAAGUUUUUGCACCAAUAUGAAAUUGAUGGUAUAAAAAUUGUCAGUUUAUUAGAUUUGAAUAUCAGCCUUCCCUGUACUUUUUCUCAAAAUCGAUUUAUUUAUACACACGUUAGUCGAAAUUUUGAUCGAAUACAAAAUAUAUCUCGAAAUGAGUUACAAUCACAUGGGUAUGUCCCUUACUGUUACAAUUUAAUUGAAUACCUUGAAUCGUAUAAGCAUGUGUAUAGUAACAAGGAGAUAACAAUACAAGAGUUUUUGACAAAGGAAUUUUAUCCAUUGAAGGAAAAAGAAAUAACCAACCGUAUUGCAAAGAUUGAGUUAUUUAUGAAGCUAAAGAAGAAUGCUUUAAGCUCAUUCGCUUCAGUAGAGGCGCUCGAAGAUAAAUGUUAUCAAAUUUUUGAGACAUUCAAGUUUGAUGUUAGUUAUUUUCAACGAUUAAUUAGUUAUUUGAAUACAGCAAAAAAGUUAUUAGAUUUCCAUUCAAAUGAAUUUGACUUUAGUCCAGAUGCAUUGUUAAUGCUCAAUUUGGAUACAGUAAUCGGUGAAAUUGUAAAUAUUGAAAAAGUACCGCCAACGGAGAUUGAAGAGUUAGUAGUGGGUUUAGGAAAAAGUUUAGUACAUGUCUUAAUCAACUACAACCUGUGUCCAAUAGUAACACAAACUUCCAUGACUGAUUUGGAAGAACAUGCCCUUUUGGGAUAUUUAGACUCUUGUUUGAAAACAGAGGUUUGUGAUAUAGCUAAAUAUCAUUCAAAUGAUAGCUGCUUAAAAAUGGAAAGUAGUUAUCUUUUGCCAUUUAUUGAACGCAGUAAUUUAAUGGCAGCCCAAUUGAUACGUGAACUACAUGGAAUCUCAACCGACAAAGACUUAAAUUUCAAUAUGAGCAUCAUUAGGGAUUUAGCCAUACUGCCACAAAUUCAAAUAUUAUCGAAACUGUUUAACAAUAAUUGCAUAAUGACCGUCUUGAAUUAUGACAACAUUGACUUACGUUUGCUUCAUAAAUAUCUUAUAUCCACAACAAACUUUAAAGAAGGCAUACACUCUAUUGAAAGCAUCAAGGAGAUUCAAUACAAACGCCAUCAAAUAUAUUUUGAAAAAAUUAAGGAUGUUUUUCUUGCUCGAUUGAUAGAUGCAUCCGACGACGAAGACGAUUACUGGUAUCUCUGCAAAAUUGUGAAUUUCAACUUGAAAUCAGAAUACGUUAAUAAACACUUACAUAAAAUUAAGGAUAAUGUGUUGGCUAAGAGACUGCUAAAAGAUUUGUUAUCUGAAUCGCAUGACAAAUGUUUACGACCGAGCUACAUAGCACAAAUCAAAAAUUGGAUAAUCGAAGUAGAAGUCUAUGAACAAAUAGCGAUGAUACUUGGUGAUGUAAAUUGGUUAGAUAUCCGACAGAAGAGUUUUAAUGAAACGGACUUAAUGCUUCAAGAAAUUCUAGAUAGUAAUGAAUUGUACAAUGUAUUGCCAAAAUGGAUAGAACUUCAUCCGUUGCAUAAAAUAAGCGAUUCUAAUAUGAUUGAAAACAUAAAGAGAAGCUUUGAAAUGUCUAUUCUGAAGAACAACAAUGACAAAACAUUUAAAAUUCUAUUUGGUGCAAUUGAUUCGAUGAAAGCAGAAAAUGUUAUAGAACUGUAUGAAACCUUAAUAGCGGAAGUCGACACGUUGAAAACAUUAAAAUUAGUAGUUGAUUAUUUGCAAAGAACGUCCAGGAAAAAGGAACGAUAUCAAAAGUAUCAAAUUUCAAUAAGAAUUUUCGAGUGUCUAAACGAAUUAGAGAGACAAAACUUGUGGAACUUAAAGACGUUCCCGUUGUUAAUAUUGGAACAGUUUUUAAUGAAUACCAGAUUUGAAAUUUUGACAAAAGUUUUGAGCGCCAUUAAACCGUUGCUUUACGAAAAGACUUGUAGGUUAUGCCAUGAUAAUCAUGAGAGUGAUUACAGUAACGGGAGCAUGAGCAUUACCAAUUUGACUCAUCUUGUUGACAUUUCUAACUCGGGAAGUAGCGAUUACAUUAUGAUAAACUAUGACACAAACCAUAUAGGUGAGUUUAUUACGGUGGAUUGUGUCAAUGUUAUGUUGCGAUUGUAUGCAAGUAAAGCAUUGGAUAUUCGGAUAUCGGAACGGUAUUCUGCGGCUAGCUAUAGUAUCUUAUCACGUGUUAGUAUCGAGUCAUCACGUUCUCCCAAUGUGCAUCAAAUGCCAAAAGAGGCUCCUCCAAAGGAGUCUUGGGUUACGGAUGAAGAUGCUGGCAUCUGUAUGAGUUGUAACAAGGCAAUAUUUACCCUUUUAACCCGUCGUCAUCAUUGUCGUCGAUGUGGAAAAGUUGUUUGUCAUACAUGUUCUACAAAACGUGUAAAAAUUCCUGAAUUGUACGGUGAUGUUCUUGUUCGAGCUUGCAAUAAUUGCUUUUACCAAAUGGAGAUAGAAAAAGAAACUAAGCAAACAAGUUCCAUAAAUGAUUACUCCAUAGAUAACCAAUGGCAACUUACAGGCAGCGAAAAACAUGAUAAUGUUGUACGCGAGGAGUUUAGUUAUGAAUAUGCGCCGAACGUGAAUUUAUGUCUUUCCAUUUGCGAUUUAUAUCUGUCUGACCAUGAAUGUGCACAGUUUCUAUUACAUCAUGCUAGUAAAUUGGAAGCCCUUUUUCGUCCAGUUGAGCCAGGUCAUGCGAAUCCUGAAAUGGACUACGAGUUGGUUGGAAAAAUGAUACAUUGUCUAGCAUUGGCCGCGAAAGUGCGUGGAGCUUCGGAUGAGUGCAAUGAAAUAAUUGCCCAUUCGGAUAUUAUGCAGGCCCUCGUAGAAAAUAAAUGCGAGUCUUUGAUGCCAAUGGAGCCGAUUAACUUACACAGCAUUCGGAAGUUGCGAGAUGCUUUAAUCAGAGCUGAACAAUGGCGUUUGGCUUUAGAGAUUUCUUUAAAAUAUAAUUUCUCGACACUUGGCGUGAUGGCUUCUUGGGGUAUCAUUUGCUUAAAAGCUGGUUCUUUUAUGACUGCUAGAGAGAAAUUCGCACACUGUUUUAAGAUUGUUGAUGUAAGUACAGAUCGCCAAAGAUCCUUAUUUUCUGUUGUUUUAUCAGAUGAGCAAAUAACAGCAAAACAAGUGCAAGAAUGGGAGCAAAUUAAACGUCCUAUUCAAACUUCUGGCCUAUUGAACGAAAUAUUGAGCAUUCUUGAGAAUAGUUAUUAUCCAUCACUAGUUAGGUCAGUGACAAAUAACAAAUCUUCUCUAAAGGAAAAUUUAGAUGGUACUGAACCUGCUUAUAAUUUUACAAGUCGCCUAAAGAACCUAAAAAAUAUCACACAAAAUAUAUUUGAGGAUGUUGUGCCUGAACGAAAAAUGUUCAGGGAAACACGAGCAUUACCCAAAGAUGCAAAAGGAUUCAUGUAUAAAAAUCAAAUUAUGAGAUGUAAAUAUUUUGAAGAAUCUAUCUUUUAUCUCAAUUCAUAUGGCACUCACUUGGAUAUUAUUGAUUAUUUGAUCAAGCAUCAUCAAAUUGUAUCUGCUCUUCGUUAUAUUCUGAUACAAAAAAUUGAACCAGAUACCUUUGUACAUCGCAUUUACUAUCCGUGUCUCAGGCAAAAUAACGUUGACAUAAUCUUUGAUUACAUGAUGGACUUGGAUGAAACUCUCAUUUUAUGGAAGAAUUAUAUUUUGCACCUAUGCAGGCAUCUUGAGAAACGAGCAAGUUGGAAAGAAUUGUAUGACAUUCAAGUUUUAAUUAAAGAUCCAAUUCGGGCGAGUAUGACAUGCAUUAAAUUUUACAAUAUGAACUGCAAGAGUUAUCGAGAUUUGAUGAACAAUCGACAACAGUUGAUAAAAGCACAAAGACAUUUGGAACAGGAAUUCGAACUCGCAAGUCAUUGGGAGAAUAUAAAAACUUGCAAAGUUGAAAAAACAAACUCGUUGAUCAUGAAAAGAGAUAUGAAAACUUUGAGUUGCUUAUUAAAUCUCAUAUCAAUGCAAUUAGAUACUGCAGCAUUUUUAGCUCAAUGUGAAUUAGAUGGUUACGAUGUAUGUGAAUACAUUUCAAAAAUUUGUGCGGAUGCAAAGACGAAGCUUCCAACACUUUUCGAUAGUAGUCGUGAAAAACUCAUAUUAGCUGUUCUUAUUAUUGUCCUAGGAAAAACUAUAGAUGCUGGUUUCACCUUAUCGUUUAGGAUAAUCGUAGAGUUUAAUCUCGAUGCUACUCAAGUGUAUGGAAUAAGUGCGAAAUUUUUGGCUGCUAACGAUCGUAUUAAAGACAUUUCAAGUUUAAUCCGCUGUAUACAUUCCAAAGAUACACUCCAAUCAAAUCUUACGGCGCUUUCUGACGAAAUUCUCUGCUUGGCUGUGAAAACUGGUUUUCAACACUAUGGGAACAAUAAAAAAAAUGAGCUUGUGGCCUUAAUUUCCGACGUCAAAGACAUUGGAACUAAGAUUAUGUGUUACAUAUAUACAAAUCAACUUAAAUCUGCGUAUUUAUUAGCAGUAAAGAACGAUCGCAUCAACGAUAUUAAAAAAAUACUUCGAAAAGCUGAAUUGAUAGAUCAAAAACAAGUAAAAAAACUCUGUGAAAAAAAACUGUUAUUGAGCAAAAUAGAUAAUACUAACAACGUGUGAUCAAUAAUAUUAUAUGCAUUAA
Culicoides brevitarsis is the source of this 6721-nucleotide messenger RNA. It is a transcript of the gene Sptz, whose product is annotated as zinc finger FYVE domain-containing protein 26 homolog. Lineage: Eukaryota; Metazoa; Arthropoda; Insecta; Diptera; Ceratopogonidae. The transcript is spliced from 6 exons. Gene Ontology annotation, biological process: regulation of cytokinesis; double-strand break repair via homologous recombination; mitotic cytokinesis. Bases 256 to 6699 code for a protein of 2147 amino acids. Gene Ontology annotation, molecular function: phosphatidylinositol-3-phosphate binding; metal ion binding. The record is from RefSeq and is a predicted model, not a curated record. Gene Ontology annotation, cellular component: midbody; centrosome; lysosomal membrane.